Molecule: messenger RNA, 641 nt
Organism: Macadamia integrifolia
Lineage: Eukaryota; Viridiplantae; Streptophyta; Magnoliopsida; Proteales; Proteaceae
Product: serine/threonine-protein kinase STY46-like
Exons: 3
Coding region: 138-641 (167 amino acids)
Biological process (GO): protein phosphorylation
Molecular function (GO): ATP binding; protein kinase activity
Source: RefSeq, a predicted model, not a curated record
UAUGACAGGCUUCAAAGACUACACCUAUGUAAAUCAUAUAGCUCCAAUCAACUUUUGAGGGGCUUCUGUUCCCAGAUUUUUAUUCUUGUUAUUUUUCUUGACUCAGUUAUCGAGAACUUCCUGUUGUGAUCAAGAUUAUGAGAUCGAUUCGCAAUCGCAAAGCCGAUAUUCAGAAGGAGAUAACACUGUUGUCCGAAGUCCAUGAUCGAUCAAUAGUGAAGUUUAUCGGAGCUUCAGAUCACCCACCUUUCGUCAUACUCACUGAGUUGAUGCAGGGUGGAUCUUUGAGAGACUAUCUUCAGAGCUUAAGACCUGGUAGGAUUGAUCCUAAGCAGGCCAUUCGAUAUUCACUUGAGAUAGCGAAGGCAAUGCAUUUUCUCCACGAGAGAAACAUUGUCCAUAGAGAUUUGCAUCCUGGAAAUGUUCUUUUCACUAGAUCUCAAGAGAGGUUGAAGGUGGACUUUGGGGAAGCUUGGGGGAAGAGUCUAAGAGAAAAGCUCAACUUCGAAAAUAAAUCACUUGCAUGGGUGGCUCCUGAGGUAAGAAUCAUAUUUGAAAAUACAAAGCUUUGUUGUGCCUUUAAGUUUAAUGACAAUAUUUCUGCUUGUGUCUUGUCAGCUUUUUCAAGAGGAAGAGCAUAA